Adineta ricciae is the source of this 1218-nucleotide messenger RNA. NCBI's taxonomy places the organism in Eukaryota, Metazoa, Rotifera, Eurotatoria, Adinetida, Adinetidae. The record is from the annotation of a GenBank genome assembly.
AUGUCUUCAAAUGAUAGAAAAGCUUUGCCCAAAGUUAGACCAUCCCGCUGGGGACACCCAUUAGUAUUCGUUGCUGCUGCAAUCGGUCUUGCUGGUUCAAGCGCUGUAUUUUAUGCCCAAAUUCGUGCUCGACAGAAAGCUCGAAACCUCUUUCUUCAAGCGGCAUUUUAUCAAGAAGCACUUCAAUUAACACAUGGUUAUAAACCAAUCACAGAUAGAUUAGUCGAACCUAUCGAACCGCUUCAAAUUGAUACGACAAUUCUCAAUGGACAAUUUUGUUCGUAUAAACAACAGAAGAGUAAAACUCAAAUCUUUUGCUCCAAUGAAUACAGUUUAACUGGCUUGUGCGAUCGUCGUUCAUGUCCAUUAGCCAAUUCUCAAUACGCAACUGUUCGUGAAGAAAAAGGCAUUCUAUAUCUCUACAUGAAAGUUGUCGAACGUUCCCAUUAUCCAAAAAAACAAUGGGAAAAAGUGAAGUUGCAUGAAAACUAUCUUCGUGCAUUGAAACAAAUCAAUGAACACUUGAUCUAUUGGCCACGAUUCGUUCGUCACAAAUGCAAGCAACGUUUAACAAAAUUGACUCAAUACGUUAUUCGAACUCGUCGUUUAAUGUUGAAGAAAACAGCUAAACAAGAACUGGUACCAAUCAAGAAGAAAGCCGAACGAAGAGAACAACGUCACGAAGACAAAGCAUUUGUCGCCGCGAAUAUCGAUCGUGCUAUUGAAAACGAAUUGUUAGAACGAUUGAAAAAAGGAACGUAUGGUGAUACAUACUCAUUUCCAAUGAAUACGAUUUCGAUGGAAGAAGAUGAAGAGGAAGAAACGGAAAGUGAAGAUGAGGAAGAAAAAGAAAAAGAAGACGACGAUGAUGAAGAAGAUGAAAAUGAAGAAGUCGAAUACGUGGAAGAUUUCGAAGAAAGUGAUGCAGAAGAUAUUGAAGAUAUGGGUGAUUUCGAUGAGGACGAAAUCGAAGAAGAACUUGUGAAAGCACUUCCUUCAUCGAAGAAACGCAAAUUGGAACUUGAAUAUGAACCAGUCGAAAUACCAAUUCGUGGCGCUGAACGGACGGGAAUCAUUUACUGUUAUGCAACAAGAGACUCAGUUGAUGAUGAGUGGCACGUAGACAAACUCGAAUUCAAAGGCAAUAAUCAAUCUGAACGUUAUAUGUUCUACGAUCGUGAAUUACGACGAAAUCUUGCGGCGCCAACCACGAAAUAA